AUGGAGUCUGAAGACCACGUUCUUGCUAUGACGAUUAUCAGUACGUCAUUAUUACUAAUACAUCAACUCAUAAAAACACGCCGAAGACACCGACGUUGGUGGCGGACAGAAUUGUAUAAACGGAGAGAAGGUAGAGAACUGCUUACUGAUAUGAAUUUUCAGCACAUAAGUGGACAAUACAAAAACUUUACAAAGAUGACGCCAACAGACUUUGAAAAUUUACUCGAGAUGAUCGGACCAAGAAUUAGUCGAAACCAUACAAAUUUAAGAGCUCCAAUUUCAAUCCAAGAUAGGCUAGCAAUAACACUUCGAGUUUUAGGUUCCGGGGACUCUUACACAAGUCUGCAGUAUACGUUUAGAGUAUCGAAACAAUCCACAAGUGCUAUUGUACCUGAAGUGUGCGCCGCAAUAAUGGAGGAAUUAAAAGAAUACAUUAAGGUACCAAUGACAGCCGAAGCCUGGUUGAAGAUAAGCAAGGAGUUUGAAGACCGGUGGAACUUCCCACACUGUUCAGGGGCACUUGAAGCACCUAUCAAAAGCGGAACCGAGUUCUAUAAUUAUAAACAAAAUUUUGGCAUCGUUUUGUUUGCUCUAGUUGAUGCAGAUUAUAAUUUUCUAUUCGUAGACGUGGGAUGCCAAGGGAGAAUUUCAGAUGGCGGAGUUUAA
Messenger RNA from Pieris macdunnoughi, 666 nucleotides. The record is from the annotation of a GenBank genome assembly. NCBI's taxonomy places the organism in Eukaryota, Metazoa, Arthropoda, Insecta, Lepidoptera, Pieridae.